Schistosoma turkestanicum is the source of this 366-nucleotide messenger RNA. NCBI's taxonomy places the organism in Eukaryota, Metazoa, Platyhelminthes, Trematoda, Strigeidida, Schistosomatidae. The record is from the annotation of a GenBank genome assembly.
AUGAUCAACAAUCAUUGUUUGGUAAUUUUGCUAACUUUAACAUUGUAUUGGAAGUUAGAUGCUUUUAAAGGUUCAUGUAAAGCUGAAGGAGAAAAAUGCAGUAAAACAUUAUUUUCACCAUGUUGUGCAAAUACUACAUGUCAAUUACAUGGAUUAUUUCGAGGAGUAUGUGUGAAAUGUUUGCCAGAGAAACAUUUUUGCCUAAACAGUGGUGAAUGUUGUACAAAUUCAUGUAGUUGGUUUCGAUGUGUAGAGACAGAUUAGUGUUAAAUUGACUCAUUAAAUUCACCACAGUGCAUGAACAAAUUGUAUACUAGCAAAUUGACUAGUAAUAUACAAAAAAAUAAAUUUUAGAUGCCCAUAAAA